Molecule: messenger RNA, 2511 nt
Organism: Trichophyton benhamiae CBS 112371
Lineage: Eukaryota; Fungi; Ascomycota; Eurotiomycetes; Onygenales; Arthrodermataceae
Product: isochorismatase family protein
Exons: 1
Coding region: 1-2511 (836 amino acids)
Biological process (GO): DNA repair; DNA alkylation repair
Cellular component (GO): nucleus
Molecular function (GO): dioxygenase activity
Source: RefSeq, a predicted model, not a curated record
AUGCUGGCCUCAAAACUUCUCUCUUCAGCUCCCCACAUCGCCACUCAGCAAGCUCUGCUCGUCCUCGACCUGCAGAACGACUUCGUCAGGCAACACGGGAAUCUGUUUGUCUCCAACACCGCUGAUUUUCUGUCGCUCAUUCCGGACCUCGCUCGAAUUUUCCGCGCCUCUGGAGAGGUUAUCUGGGUGCAGAGUGUGUUUGAAGGGCGCCGGCCCGUGGUCAACGAAGGUCUAGGAGGGGAUACCGUUGUGUUGGAGGAUGGACCGCCUGUUACCAGCACGCCCGCGCCCAAAGGAUUGUCUAAGAAGAAACAAGCAGCAGAGCAGGCUCGGCAAUCUUUGUUCUCAGACGACCCCGAAGCCUUCCUCUCGGUCUCAGACAAAGCCUGUGCCGGACGGCGAUGCUGCCUACCAAACUCCUCCGGAUUCCACUUUCCUGCCCCCAUCCUCGCUGCCAUAGAUCCCAACGAGGACACGGUUCUUGUCAAGUCAGAGUACUCGGCUUUUGAGACCCAGGGCCUGCUUCUCUCCCUCCGUUCUCGAUUUGUCACCGAGAUUUUUGUCUGCGGCUCGCUCUCCAAUGCCUCCGUGUAUGCGACCGCAGUCGAUGCCGUCCGUCACGGUCUCACCGUCACCCUGAUUGAAGAUUGUCUGGGAUAUCGGAGCUCCUUGCGCCAUCGGGAGGCGAUGAGGCGCAUGGCUGAUAUCAUGGGUGCCAAUGGAAUAACGAGUCGUGAACUGAUGGAGGGUCAGGACUUUGCUGCUGCUUCACCCGUCCUGGAGCGGGCAGACUCGUCACUUCUCACUGGAAUCGAGGAGAAAAUAGGUACGCUUGGACUCUCCUCACCCAACUACCAGAAUCCCGACGGCCAAAUUGCCACACACCACUUCAUCGAAGGGGGUGCUGACAAGCCGCAAGAUAUCCUUGAGACAAGCCAGCGGCCAGUCGAUCCUCCCGAGGAGAAAGAUGCAAGGAAACCACAGGACGGCGACCAAUCCAUCGAAUCGCCAUCACCAUCUCAAAAACAAAAACUAUCUCAGCCUCUUGUCUGUACCCCGGGAGACCGCAUUGCAAGCGGCGACUCCCGCAUCCUCUACGAUCUUGCCAUCCCGGCUGACUCUUUCCAGCGGCUGCGGGACGAGGUCGAAUGGCAAAAGAUGUACCAUAUGUCGGGACAAGUUCCCAGAUUGGUCGCUGUUCAGGGUGAUGUUGCCCAAGACGGGUCAAUACCAAUAUACAGACACCCGGCAGAUGAAUCCCCGCCGUUGUCUCCAUUCAGCAAGACUGUUGACAAAAUAAGGGUGGUUGUCGAGAAGGAGCUAGGCCAUCCGUUAAACCAUGCCCUGAUACAGCUGUAUCGGGAUGGCGAAGAUCGCAUCUCUGAGCACUCCGACAAGACGCUUGAUAUUGUCAGGGGAUCUAACAUCUGUAAUGUCAGCUUGGGAGCGCUGAGGACAAUGACACUGCGCACCAAGGCCGAUGCAAAGAAAUCUACCCAUUCUUCACCCGAAAAUUCCAGGCAAACGCAACGUGUUCCCAUGCCCCAUAACUCGCUUUUCAUUCUUGGGGAGAAAUCGAACAUGGAAUGGCUCCAUGGUAUUCGGCCAGACAAAAGACCGGAAAAGGAAAAAUCCAAAGAAGAAAAGGCGUUUAAUGGAGAACGGAUUUCCCUGACUUUCAGACACAUUGGAACGUUCGUCAAUCCCAUAUCAUACACUAUCUGGGGCCAAGGCGCCCUGUCAAAGAAGAAAGGAAAGGCCGGCAAAAUUGUACAUGGAGAUUCUCCUGAGACGGAGCGCAUGAUUCGUGCCUUUGGUCAGGAGAACCAUCAGUCAGACUUUGAUUGGGAUGCGAAUUAUGGACGCGGUUUCGAUGUCGUCAAUUUUGUGACCACUCCUUCUCUGACAUUCUUGCCUGGAGCUUGUGACAAGCCGACAGACCUACGGAUACGCCUUGCAUUGACAGAGAACGGAAUUCGAUAUGAAAUACGAGGCGUUAAGGACCCCCCGUCGAAUGACGAAGCUGACACCAAGGCCUCGCCGGCACCGAAGGGAGAGCCCUCCCUGCUAGUUGACUCAGAUGGAUCUCAUGUCGAAACUGGAAGCAUGGCAAUUCUUCAAUACAUUGCCGAAACUGCCUAUUGCCGUAUUGCCGAUAUCGCGCCCGAUCCUGAUAUGAAAGUGGAUGGCUUGACACUGGAGGAGAGGCUGAAUGCUGUUGACGAAUUGUAUGAAGCAUGGACAACAUCUUCUGAUAGCGACGUUGAGCAGGUUGCAGCGAAGCUAUCUGCCUUCAAUUCCUUAAUCCACGGCAAAUUAUACAUCAACGGAAAAUUGUUUGGAGUUGACGACUGCGCUUUUUGGUCUGUACUUAGAGAGAUCGUGGAAGCCAAAGAUGGAAGUAAGGUGGUCGAGGGAAAAUUCCCUCUGCUCAUGGGGUACUACUCCAGAGUCCGGAAAAGGGCCUGUGUAAAGCAGGUCAUGGAUGAAAUGGCGGUAGCUUCUAGAUAG